CCAGCGCUGUGCGUCAUUAGUCACAUGACGCGUCGACGUCACGCUUUCGUACGCUUUUGGAUUCGGGCAGAAGAAGAUGGCGGCCUCCUCAGGAGUUAAAGUCCCUCGUAAUUUUCGUUUGUUGGAAGAGCUGGAGGAAGGACAGAAGGGUGUCGGUGAUGGGACAGUGAGCUGGGGUCUGGAGGAUGACGAGGAUAUGACUCUCACACGGUGGACGGGCAUGAUCAUCGGACCUGCGCGAACUAAUUACGAAAACAGGAUAUACAGCCUGAAAGUGGAGUGCGGACCUAAAUAUCCCGAAGUACCACCGACUGUUAGAUUUGUAACAAAAAUUAGCAUGAAUGGAAUAAACAAUUCCAAUGGGAUGGUGGAUGCACGUAGCAUACCAAUUCUAGCAAAAUGGCAAAACUCAUAUAGCAUUAAAGUCGUUCUUCAAGAGCUAAGGCGUCUUAUGAUGUCCAAAGAGAAUAUGAAGCUUCCUCAACCACCGGAAGGACAGACAUACAGCAAUUAAUUGUAAAUGAUUGUUAUGACCUCUGUCUUAAACCUUACUCUCUUAGAAAUGUCUUGUAAAUCAUCAGAAAAGAAAAAAAAAAAAAACCAAUAUCGCUCACUCCACGCUCAAACAGCCUCCUCUGCGGGAGCACGAUUGGACAUUUCUAAUAGUUUAGCUUGAGAAACAAAGAAAGGCAACGCCUAUAUUGUGUGGCACUAUGUUCAAUUCUGUUUUAAAGUUACGAGUGCACAAAUCUCUCUCUCUUCCAGUAACAUUUACAUCGACCACGAGCUUUAUGACGAUGAGCUGAAUCCAGUCAGCAUAGACACAGAAAGAAGGCAUGCUAGGUGAGGUUUAUGCAGAUCUCUUCAUUUUAAGUUAAAGUAACGGGACACCAAAACAUCAAAAAAAAAAAAAAACACAAAAAAAAAAUUAGGAUGCAUAUACAACGGCAUGCUUAUAAAACAGAAAAAAAGAGAGAAAAAAAAGUAAAAAGCAGCUGAGUAAAUUGUAAGUUAACUGAACUUUUUUUUGUGUGUGUAUCUGAACCCCUCACUGACAAUAACGUUAAGGGUCCUAAAAGCGUGCCUGUAGUCUACUAGUAAUAUCGCGAAAGGGAUGGGAGCGGUUCUGAACUUUCUCUUGUUUCGUUUUUAUUUUUAAUGUCUGUGUUUGACACGAUCGCAGUGUGUUUCAGCGCGUUGUAAGCGGAUGCUCUGUUCUGUUCUGAAAUCAAAACCCGUGCGCGAGGACCUGUCGGGUGCAUUAAAAUACGCCUCUCCAA
Molecule: messenger RNA, 1280 nt
Organism: Puntigrus tetrazona (Sumatra barb)
Lineage: Eukaryota; Metazoa; Chordata; Actinopteri; Cypriniformes; Cyprinidae
Gene: ube2v2
Product: ubiquitin-conjugating enzyme E2 variant 2
Exons: 4
Coding region: 77-514 (145 amino acids)
Biological process (GO): protein K63-linked ubiquitination; DNA damage tolerance
Cellular component (GO): nucleus
Source: RefSeq, a predicted model, not a curated record